AUGUUUGACUCAGGAAGUCAACGGUCAUUCGUAACGGGCAAGGUAGCUCAGAAGGCAGGAGUGCCAGUAAAGAGGAAGGAAUGGGUAGAAAUCAGAACGUUCGGACAGGAGAAAGUUGAAGGGAAGUUGAGAGAAGUGUUUGAAUUGAGUGUAGCCCCAGUACAGGGGGGAGAGAGUGUUAGCAUUGAAGUUUAUGGAGUAGACAGCAUUUCACAGAUUAGGAAUGAGCAUGUAGAGACAAGGAAGAAAGAUUACCCACAUUUGCAAGCGUUAUGGUUUUCCGAUGUUUGUAUGACCAAGAAUGUGUUAGAAAUAGAGUUACUAAUUGGCGCAGAUUAUUUGUGGUUAUUUCAAGAAGGGCGUACGGUUAGGGGCAAGAGUGAUGAACCUGUUGCGGUGCAAACCAAAUUAGGAUGGGUGUUGUCAGGUCCACUGAAGAGUAGCUCUGAAGAUGAUGAUGGUCCUACAUCGUGUGCACAGGUAAGUGUAAACCUUAUUGGGCAUGUAACUUCAUCUAAGAAUAGGUCCCUUGAAGCAUGUGUUGAAAAAUUAUGGGAUUAUGAAACGUUAGGUAUAAAGCAUGAAGAGGAAGCUAGUGAGUUAUUAAAUGAUUCAAUACAUUUCAAUGGCCAACGAUAUAGUGUAAGUUUACCUUGGAAGGAAGGGCAUAGUUUAUUGCCAACUAAUUAUAGCUGUAGUGUGCAGAGAUUAAAGGGACAGCUUUUAAGAUUAAAGAGGGAUCCAGAAGUUUUACAAGAGUAUGAUAGAGUAAUUAAAGAACAGUUAGAGCUGGGUAUUAUAGAACCAGUUGUAGAGUUAGAGAGAGCUGAUAAGAUCCAUUAUCUACCACAUCAUGCUGUGGUUCGUAAAGAUGCAAAGACCACUAAGGUCAGGGUUGUGUAUGAUGCAUCGAGUAAAGAGACUAAGAAGGGUGUAUCUUUAAAUGACUGCUUGCAUGUUGGGCCACCUCUAUCCCCGUUGUUGUAUCACAUUAUAUUGCGUUUUAGAGAAAAGCGAAUCGCGCUUGUAGCAGAUAUAGAGAAGGCUUUUUUAAAUAUUGAAAUUGAUCCGUGUGACAGAGAUUGUUUGAGGUUUCUUUGGGUGGGUAACAUACAUGAAGAUGAGGUGAAGCCAGUAGAGUAUAGAUUUUGUAGAGUUGUUUUUGGUGUGAACUGUUCACCAUUUUUGCUGAAUGCCACACUUCAACACCAUCUUGACCGCUUUUCGAAGGGUAAUCCUGAAUUGACUCGAAAGUUGAAGGACGGCUUUUAUGUUGAUGAUCUGGUAACUGGAGAACAAACCCCUGAGCAUGCAUUAUCAUUAUAUGAGGCUUCUAGUAACAAUUUAGCUUCUGGGGGUUUCAAGCUAAGGAAAUGGCUCAGUAAUAGUAAACUUGUAUUAGAGAAAAUCCAAUCAAAGGAAGAAAUCAAGCCUGAUAGAGGAAACUUGGCAUGUGAAGAAACAUUUGCUAAGUCAUCCCUUUGCAUGACAGGCAAAAAUGACACAUCAGAGAAAGUCCUUGGGUUAGCUUGGAAUUGUACAACUGAUGAGUUUCAGUUUUUGUUUCAGGGUGUAGUUGAGAAAGCAAAAUCGCAACCUGUAACCAAACGCAAUAUUCUUAGAAUAUUAGCUGGGUUGUUUGAUCCAUUGGGAAUUCUUAGCGCAAUGGUAGUAAGUAUUAAGAUGUUGUUUCAAGCAAUGUGUUUGGACAAAGUCGAUUGGGAUUCUGAACUAAAAGGAAAAUAUUUGAAGCAAUGGUUAGGUUGGGUUCAUGAUCUUGAAUUUGUAGGUCAAAUUAUGAUACCAAGGCGUGUGUAUGGAAAUCUAAUUGGAAAACCCAAAUGUUCAUUACAUGAGUUUGGUGAUGUUAGUUUGAAAGCAGUUGUGUAUUAUGUCUGUGAAUUAAGUUCAGACGAGAAUAGUUACAAAAUUGAAGAGAAUGAUGCGACAAAGGUUAAGCGUAGGUUUAGGCAUCUAGCGAAACUGCGAGUUCACUUUUGGGAGAGAUGGAGAAAAGAAUACUUGACGAAUUUGAGAGAGCAUCAUAGAAGUGAAGAAGGGAGAUGUAGUUUUAGUAUUUGACGAGAACCUUAAGAGAGGAUUUUGGAAGUUAGGUAGGAUUGAGAGUUUAAUUGUCGGUAAAGAUGAAGUGGUUCGAGGAGCGAAAGUGAGAGUGAUGACCAAAGGAAAUGCAGUAUAUCUAAUAGACCAGUUCAGAAAUUGUAUCCUGUAGAGUUAAAUGAGAACGAAAGCAGUACGGAAGAAAGAAAGGAUAAUAAAGUUGAAAAUGAAGUGGAUGGGUAUGAUAACCAGAAAGGAAAGACGAAAAUUAAUGAGAAAGGAAAGACGGAAAUGAAUGAGAAAGACGGAGAGAAGGGUAAGGUGGAAAGCUGUGUCCAUAGUAACAGACCUAGGAGAGCAGCAGCUUUGGAUGCACAUUGGAGAACACAAGUCAUGUUUGACCCUUACAGGCUCAAAGGGGGGAGUGUGUAGAAUAAUUUGUAACAUUAUACUAUUGAUAACGCCGUAGGAGACCAAACAAUGGGUGAUUUAGUUGAUUGACGUAAGAAAUAUGUAUUGUAUGUCAAGAAUAGAGACUUCGAAUUGAUUGUCAGACUGAAAGCACGAGAGAAAACCAGAAGGAUUGUUUGUUAUAUAUUUUAUCGUUUGAGUCGUUUUUAAAUAAAUAUGUUUUAAAGUACGCGUGUGUGUUCUAUUUUCGAUGGUAUUGUUCUGAUAGUAUACAGUCCCCACGAAGCGCAACUGUCUUGCGGUGUAAGACAGAAAAGUGCAACAUACGUUCGAUUUCAUCGGACAAAUAUUUGGGAAGACUACUGUGAAGAAAUUGACAGGCGCAUUCGAGAACGGUUUUAGUGCAAUAAAAGUGAAAGCAUACAAGGUUAAAAUUUACAAGACAUCGAAAGUGUACAAGAUAAGUUGA
Molecule: messenger RNA, 2941 nt
Organism: Paramuricea clavata
Lineage: Eukaryota; Metazoa; Cnidaria; Anthozoa; Malacalcyonacea; Plexauridae
Source: the annotation of a GenBank genome assembly